Ectocarpus siliculosus is the source of this 600-nucleotide messenger RNA. The record is from the annotation of a GenBank genome assembly. Lineage: Eukaryota; Phaeophyceae; Ectocarpales; Ectocarpaceae.
AUGGCGUCCGAGGAAACUUCUGCUGCGGGCAUUUCCUCGCUGUUCGCAAAGAAAAAGGGAAAGAAGGGCAAGAAAACCAAGGGGUCCAAUCUCAACCUCGACUCGGGCAUCCCCAAAACGGAGGAGAAACCCAAGAUAGAGAAGCUCCAGGAGAUCCUGGGUGGCCCUGGCCCGGCGGAAGACGACGGCUGGGACGAUGUCGUAGAGAAGAAGAGCGUCGUGGCGACGGGAGGGAAGCACGUGUCGGACCUCAUUGACAUGACGGCUCUCAUGACCGAGGAUGAGUCGACGGCUGCCAAGCUAGAGAAACAAGACAUCAAGCAAGCUUUCCACGAUGCAAGAACUGUCAAGGAGGCGGAAAAGAAGGAAGAGCCGCAACAGGAGGAGGCGAAAGAGGAGGAGACUGCCACCAAGCCGAAGGGGCUGUCGGGCGACAUUUUCGGGGGUGGGGCGGCGCGCAGCGCCGGUGGGCUCGGGGGGGGUUGGAAGCAGCGCAUGGAGGAGCGCGAGCUGAAGCAGCGGCAGGAGGCGCUCAGCGUGAACAACACCUCUGCCUUCCCGUCUCUCAAGGACGCCAUGAGCGCUCUCUCAAUCCGGUGA